Messenger RNA from Vicia villosa (hairy vetch), 702 nucleotides. RefSeq lists its product as uncharacterized. The coding region runs from base 1 to 702 and encodes 233 amino acids. The record is from RefSeq and is a predicted model, not a curated record. The transcript has 3 exons. NCBI's taxonomy places the organism in Eukaryota, Viridiplantae, Streptophyta, Magnoliopsida, Fabales, Fabaceae. Gene Ontology annotation, molecular function: RNA-DNA hybrid ribonuclease activity; nucleic acid binding.
AUGUUCAGUGUACGGGAAUUUGCCCUUUCUGUGAUAGUUAUUGUGAGGAUGACUGGCAUGUCUUCUUUGGGUGUCCAGAUACUUAUUAAGGAAGAUAAGAAUACGGCGGGUCGAUUUGCUGUUACUAUCGAGUCGAUGUGGAAAAGUAGGAAUGAUCUUAUUUGGAAUAAUGAGCGUGAGAAUGACUCCCGAGUAGGUUGGCUUGCUCAUCAUAAUUGGCAAGAAUGGCUUUCGGCGCAACGAGUUAAGGAUAAUAAUAAUGGUAUUCAUCAGCCUCUAAAUUGGAAUCCGCCUCCCCAAGGUUGGUGCCUUAGAGAUGAUCUCGACAACUUCAUUGCCGCUGGAGUGGCUUGGGACCCUGGUAACCUUUCUGUUCUUGAAGCGGAAGCUUUAGCUCUUAAAGAAGCGAUCCAAGGAUUUGUUCCGCUAAAUUUAGGUAAUAUUAUCUUCGAAAGUGAUUCUCUUGGGGUGGUGCAAGCUUUUCAUUCUGUUACCGUAUGUAUUUCGAAGUUUUAUACUAUAAUAAAAGAUAUUCAGUUACUAUUACAAAAUUUUCCCAACUUUGAGGUGAAGUUUGUCAAACGUCAAGCAAACAUGGUUGCUCAUUUGUUAGCGAAGGCGGCCAAUUCUUAUACUAGACGUAGUAUUAUGCAUGUAAUUCCUCCUUGUAUUGAACUUUUGAUUAUGAAUGAGAAAAGUUAG